Messenger RNA from Colletotrichum higginsianum IMI 349063, 1053 nucleotides. RefSeq names its product Fumarylacetoacetate hydrolase. Lineage: Eukaryota; Fungi; Ascomycota; Sordariomycetes; Glomerellales; Glomerellaceae. The coding region runs from base 1 to 1053 and encodes 350 amino acids. The record is from RefSeq and is a predicted model, not a curated record. The transcript has 6 exons. Gene Ontology annotation, molecular function: catalytic activity.
AUGAGCAAUGGCCGUCGAGGUAUUGUGGGGUUGAUGGCUGGUACGGCAUGCCUCCCGACCUUCAUCUCAUUCCAUUACCCUCAGUCCACAGCUACUCACCAAUUGUACAUCCGGUACUGGAGCGUUUGCUUCUUUUGUAUUGUUCUUUUGCGUUCGGCCUGUUUGUUCGCUUCAGUCGCCGUGAUGGCUUCGUUCUCUAGACUCGUCCGCUUCCUUGCCCGGGAUGGCAAGACGUAUUACGGCGAUGCGAUCCUCCCCAGCGGUGUCACCGACAUCGCUAAGGCGAGGCAAGCCCGUAUUGUGACGGGCGAUAUCUUUGGGAGACAUGAUGUCACAGAAAACGUCGCCGACAUCCGGCUGCUGCUGUCCCCUCUGGCUCCUGAGCAUGUCAGGACUGUGCGGUGCCUGGGUCUCAAUUAUGCGAACCACGCAAAGGAGUCAAACAUGGCCAUUCCCAAAUUCCCCGUCCUCUUCUACAAACCGGUGACCUCUCUCGCCGGACCGACCGACCCCAUCCCCGUGCAUCCGAUCGCGCAGACCGGGAGUACCUUGGACUACGAGUGCGAGCUUGUUGUUGUUAUUGGAAAGACGGCUGCCGGCGUGUCUGAGGACGAUGCACUCGACUACGUACUUGGGUACGCUGUGGGUAACGAUGUAUCGCACCGUGAGUGGCAGAUUCAGCGUGGCGGCGGCCAGUGGUCGCUCGGCAAGGGCUUUGACGGCUGGGCGCCGUUCGGCCCUGGUAUCGUAACCAACAAGGUCGUCAAGGACCCGCAGAACCUCAAGAUCUUUACCAAGGUCAACGGGGAGACUGUUCAGAACAAUAACACCAAGGACAUGAUCUUUGGUAUCAAAAAGACGAUCUCUUUUCUGAGUCAAGGCACUACCCUGUUGCCAGGAGACGUCAUUUUUACCGGAACCCCAGAGGGUGUCGGCAUGGGCCGCAAGCCCCAGCUGUGGUUGAAGGAUGGGGACGUGGUCGAGGUUGGUCUUGAGAACGUUGGCUCUUGCAUCAACAAGGUGGAGUUCAGCAAGUUGAAAUCGAGGAUCUGA